Colletotrichum higginsianum IMI 349063 is the source of this 1173-nucleotide messenger RNA. RefSeq lists its product as uncharacterized. The record is from RefSeq and is a predicted model, not a curated record. Bases 1 to 1173 code for a protein of 390 amino acids. The transcript has a single exon. NCBI's taxonomy places the organism in Eukaryota, Fungi, Ascomycota, Sordariomycetes, Glomerellales, Glomerellaceae.
AUGACAACCACGUCGGACCCCAACCCGUUGACGACGCAGCGCGGCGCGGCGCCCCUGACGACCGUCUUCACGACGCCCGACUUCUGCAAGGACUUGUACUGGACAAACACCAUCACGCCGCCGCUGUCGAGCGUCGUGUGCAUGCCGACGUCGUGGCACCAGCUCUACGACUACAGCUGGGGCUACUACUCCCCGGGCAUCUGCCCGUCGGGCUACACCGAGGGCUGCGCGUUCCCGACGUCGCUGGCCACGUCCAAGGACGGCGGCAUCCGCCUCGGCGGCCCCGUCGUCGAGGGCGAGACGGCGCGGCUGUGCUGCCCGACGGGCCACACGUGCUACACCGACUCGUGGGCGUACAGCAAGUGCAUCUCGACGGUGCCGACGACGUCCUUCUACAACAGCGACAACCAGCCGACGUCGCAGCUCGCCCUGGUGUUUGCCGUGCAGGUGCGGUGGCGGGCGUCGGACCUGAGCAUCCUCGAGACGGACCCGACGGUCCCGGGGGCCACGUAUACGGGCCUGACGUCGACGGGGGCUGCAGGUAGCAGCGGAGCGACGGCCGCGUCAUCGGCAGGGACGGGAGGCGGAACCGGAACGAGAGCGAGCGGAUCGGCCGCCACGGCCACGGCCACGUCGACGGCGACGGCGGCGCCGGAGGGGUCGAGCACGGGAGGAGGGGGCAGUCAGGGCAUCUCGGUGGGCACGACGAUCGCCAUCGCCGUCGGCUCGGUCGCAGGGACGCUGGCCCUCGCCCUCCUGGCCUUCGUCCUCCUCUGGCGGCGACGGCGGCGGCGGGACGCGCAGAAGGCCGCCAGCGCCCACGCGCACGACAGCGACGCCAAGUCGGACUCCCUCGCGGCUCCGGCGCUGCUGGCGCACAAGGCGGCGUCCGGCAAGACGUCCCUGGACAUCACGUCGCCGCGGCCGGGGUCAGGAACGACGGUCGUCGGGGACGGGCCACUGCACUCGCCGCACACGCCGACGGCGACGGUUGCCGCCACGGGCGCGGGCACGGGCACGACGACGCAGCUCGACUCGACGGCGGUCAUGGAGAUGGAGACGUUGGAGAGGCCGCAGGAGCUGCCGGACGACAACGCCGUCUUCGAGAUGGAGGGCGACAUGCCGGGCCCGCCGCUGUACCGGGAGAAGGAGGGGUGGCCUCUCCGGUGGUGA